AUGGCGACCCAAGCCCCCUCCUCCUUCUACGAGCAAUUGCCUCUGCCAACCCUCGACCGUCCCUUUGGCAUCCACCUAUGGCCUUUGCUCGACAAGGUCUGGACCCCCAUCGUCGGCUACCCGGUGAGCGAGUUCAGGUUCGUGCCUGGCGUCACGCCCAUGUCCACGAUCAAGCAGGCCGGCAUCUUCGUCAUCAUCUACUACACCAUCAUCUUUGGCGGUCGCGAGUGGAUGCGCAACCGUGAGCCCUACAAGCUCAAGGGUCUCUUCCUCGCCCACAACCUGUUCCUCACCCUCAUCAGCGCCGGUCUUCUCGCCCUCUACAUUGAGGAGCUCCUGCCGACCGUUGUGCGCGGAGGCAUCUUCCAUGCCAUCUGUGACGCCGAGGGCGGUUGGACCCAGCCCCUCGUUGUCCUCUAUUACAUGACCUACUUGACCAAAUACCUCGAGUUGCUGGACACCGUGUUCCUCUUCCUCAAGAAGAAGCCCCUGACGUUUCUCCACUGCUACCACCACGGCGCGACUGCUCUCCUCUGCUACACCCAGCUGAUUGGCUCUACUGCCGUCUCGUGGGUUCCCAUCACCCUCAACCUCGGCGUCCACGUCGUCAUGUACUGGUACUACUUCCAGAGCGCGCGCGGCGUCCGCAUCUGGUGGAAGGAGUGGGUCACUCGUUUCCAGAUCAUCCAGUUCAUCAUCGAUCUCGGCUUCGUUUACUUCGCCUCCUACACCUAUUUCACCUCGACCUAUUUCCCCUGGAUGCCCAAUGCCGGCAAGUGUGCCGGUGAGGAGUUUGCUGCUUUUGCUGGUAUCGGCAUCCUCAGCUCCUACCUUGUCCUCUUCAUCUCCUUCUACCUUGCGACCUACAAGAAGGGCGGCAAGUCGCAGACCCGCAAGUCUCUCCGCCGCAUGAGCCAAGCUCCCCUUCCCGAUCCCCACAACGUUGCCUCGGCCGUCGCUGCCCACUCCAACGGCAACGCCAAGGCCAGCGGAGUCAAGGCCAACGGCUCUGCGCCCCGAUCUCGCAAGGCGUAA
Molecule: messenger RNA, 1035 nt
Organism: Colletotrichum higginsianum IMI 349063
Lineage: Eukaryota; Fungi; Ascomycota; Sordariomycetes; Glomerellales; Glomerellaceae
Product: Elongation of fatty acids protein
Exons: 4
Coding region: 1-1035 (344 amino acids)
Biological process (GO): fatty acid elongation, polyunsaturated fatty acid; fatty acid elongation, monounsaturated fatty acid; sphingolipid biosynthetic process
Cellular component (GO): endoplasmic reticulum membrane
Molecular function (GO): fatty acid elongase activity
Source: RefSeq, a predicted model, not a curated record